AUGUCUGCCGGCCCCAGGAGCGACGGCUACGUCAAGCCAUCGUUGGCCAAGAAGCCUUCGUCGGCCAGAGUCUCGCCGAAGGCGUCCACCAAGGCCUUUUAUGUGAAGCCCAGGAGCGACGGCUACGUCAAGCCCGCGGCAGCCGCAGCAGAAGCAAAGGCCGCCAAGGCCGCCAACAAGGCAGCCAAGCGUGAGAAGCAGCUGGAGGACUUGGAGGCGCUGUUCGAGACGCUUGAUUUGAACCAGUCUGGCUCCCUCUCGCUCGACGAGUUCCAGCAGUUUCUGGAGUCGAUUCAGUGCAAGCACACGCGCAAGCAGGUGAGGGCGGCCAUGAAGCAAGCAAAGGCUCGUCGUGGGCUUAGUAGGGCAGCGGAGGUGGCCCUGACGGCGGCGAUGAAGCCGCCCCGCGAGCUCAAGGAGGUGGUGUUGCGGCACACCACGAGUAGGCUAUACAGACAACGCCGGACUCAGAGGAGAGCGGCGGGGGAUGUGGUCGACCCCGCCGCCAUGGAGCGGGCGCUGCUGAAGCUGCUCAGCGAGGCAAAGUUCGAGGAGCUACUGAAGAGCGACAUGUGCAAGGCGGGCGGUGUGGAGCGGGCCGGCUUUGGGGCGGCGAUCAGGAUGGCGAGGAAUGGCCAGAAGCCCAAGAAGGUGCCGCCGCUUCCGCAGGGCAAGCAGCAUCUCGACGUCGGCAAGCGCGACAAUAUGUUGCUGCUGCUGGUGGACAUUAUGGACCCCGAGGGCAACGAUGCGAUGGGCAUCUCCGCAUUCAGCCUGCUGUACCUGCCGCCGCUAGAUGGUGGCGCCAGGAUGGCGGCGCACUUCGCGGAGAUAUCCGCGUAUCGCCAGACCUUCACCAAGCUCGAGUUCAAUCGCGAGACCUUCAACAGGCUCGAGUUCAUGCGGUUCGCGCUCAGGGAGCUGAAGGUGUUCUCGGACGCCGAGUUUUACCACCUCGUCACGCAGAUCCGGCAGCGGCCAGCGCAGCGGCCCUGGGAGCGGAAAAAGUCGCUGGAGCAGUUCGCCACUUUGGAGGAGAUUCGCUGCGGGGAACUUGCUCAGACGGAAAAGAUGAGGGAGGAUAUGGCCACGAUCGACGCGCUCGUCCGCGCGCAGCUGUGCCUGCUGCGCGGUUGGAAGGUGGACGAGGAGGGCGCAAAGGCGAUGGAGGAGCACGCCGAGGCGCUGGGGAGAGUUGGAGGCGCCCUGCCGACGAUGGACGCCGCAGAGAGGGCGCUCGCAAAGGCAAACGUGCUCAUGGCGAAGGCGCUCGCGAUGAAGGCGGCGGCGGAGGAGGAGGAGGAGCUAGCUCUUUCCGUGUAG
Molecule: messenger RNA, 1323 nt
Organism: Emiliania huxleyi CCMP1516
Lineage: Eukaryota; Haptophyta; Isochrysidales; Noelaerhabdaceae
Exons: 7
Coding region: 1-1323 (440 amino acids)
Molecular function (GO): calcium ion binding
Source: RefSeq, a predicted model, not a curated record